This is a messenger RNA of Blumeria graminis f. sp. triticale, 3219 nucleotides long. NCBI's taxonomy places the organism in Eukaryota, Fungi, Ascomycota, Leotiomycetes, Helotiales, Erysiphaceae. The record is from the annotation of a GenBank genome assembly.
AUGAGUAUUGACUUUCCUGCAGAGGAAGAGAGAAUUUUACAGCAAUGGAAAAAUAUAAAGGCUUUUGAAAGACAAGUAGAGCUCUCCAGGGACAGGCCAGCAUAUACUUUUUAUGAUGGCCCUCCAUUUGCUACUGGACUGCCUCAUUAUGGACACCUUUUGGCAUCUACAAUAAAAGACAUCAUUCCUCGCUAUUGGUCUAUGAAGGGAUACUAUGUCGAGCGAAGAUUUGGUUGGGAUACUCAUGGACUACCAAUUGAGCACGAGAUCGAUAAGAAACUAGGUAUAUAUGGAAAAGAUGCAGUCAUGAAGCUUGGGCUUGCAAAAUAUAACGAGGAAUGUAGAGCAAUUGUAAUGCGAUAUUCUUCAGAGUGGAGGAUUACGAUCGAUAGACUCGGAAGAUGGAUAGACUUUGACAAUGAUUAUAAGACAAUGGAUCUCACAUUUAUGGAAUCUGAAUGGUGGAUAUUCAAGCAAAUUUUUGAUAAAGGUGCUGUGUAUCAGGGACAUCGUGUGAUGCCAUAUUCCACUGUUCUAACCACUGCGCUCAGCAACUUCGAAGCCAAUCAAAAUUACCAAGAUAUUACUGAUCCCGCAGUAGUAGUAUCAUUUCCUCUAGUAGGGGAUCCCAAUACUUGCCUUCUAGCAUGGACAACAACCCCAUGGACAUUACCAUCAAAUGUCGCGUUGGCUGCACACCCCGACUUCGAGUAUGUCAAGAUUUUCGAUGAAAUUAGUGGAAAGAAUUAUAUUCUAUUAGAAAAAUUAAUGGGAACACUCUAUAAAGAUCCUAAGAAGGCUAAGUUUAGAGUUAUAGAAAAAAUAAUGGGGAAUAAAAUGGUCGGUUGGAAGUACGAGCCUCUUUUUGACUAUUUUUACGAGGAUUUCAAGGACUGUGGCUUCAUGGUUGUCAAUGCCUCCUACGUUACCGAUGACAGUGGCGUUGGUAUUGUUCAUCAAGCACCUGCUUUUGGUGAAGAAGAUUACAACGUUGCGCUAAAAAACAACAUCAUUACUGAACACCGAGCUCCCCCUAACCCCAUUGACGAAAGUGGAAAUUUCACGUCAAGGGUUCAUCACUUUACAGGUCAGCAUGUCAAAGCUGCUGACAAAGCCAUCAUAAAAUAUCUCAAAGGAACAGGUCGAAUGAUAGUAGAUUCUCAAAUACGACACAGUUAUCCAAUGUGUCCGCGGUCUGAUACGCCUCUUAUUUAUCGGGCAGUACCAUCUUGGUUUAUUCGAAUCCCCGAAAUCAUCCCUCAAAUGCUGAAGAACAUUGAAAGUUCUCACUGGGUGCCAACAUUUGUUAAGGAAAAACGGUUUUCAAGCUGGAUUACUAAUGCCAGAGACUGGAAUGUCUCUCGAAAUCGAUAUUGGGGAACACCUAUUCCUCUGUGGGUUAGUGAUGACCUGGAGGAAAAGGUUUGCAUCGGUAGCGUUCAAGAACUCAAGGAGUUAAGUGGCUGCGUGGAGGAUUUAACCGAUCUUCAUCGUGACAAAAUCGAUCAUAUUACUAUUCCCAGUAAAAUGGGGAAAGGGAAUCUUAGACGUAUAGAAGAAGUAUUCGACUGUUGGUUUGAAUCGGGAAGCAUGCCAUAUGCUAGUCAACAUUAUCCUUUUGAAAAUAAGGAUAACUUUGAAAGAACUUUUCCUGGUGAUUUUAUUGCCGAAGGCCUAGACCAGACCAGAGGUUGGUUCUACACCCUUCUUGUUUUAGGCACUCAUUUGUUUGGCGUUUCGCCCUUCAAAAACUGUGUAGUAAAUGGCAUUGUUCUCGCCGAAGAUGGUAAAAAGAUGUCGAAACGUCUGAAAAACUAUCCCGACCCGUCAAUUAUUAUGAAUAAGUACGGCUCUGAUGCUCUUCGACUCUACUUAAUUAAUUCACCGGCUGUCAAAGCAGAGCCACUACGAUUCAAGGAAUCGGGUGUGAAGGAUGUUGUUGCUAAAGUACUCUUACCCUUAUGGAACAGCUUCAAAUUUUUUGAAGGCCAAGUCUUACUUCUCAAGAAGAGCGAAGAUAUUGAUUAUGUAUUUGAUCCAUCUGCAGAAAUUAAUAAUUCAAACGUCAUGGAUCGAUGGAUCCUAGCGAGUUGUCAGAGUCUUCUUCAAUUCGUUGAUGAGGAGAUGGCUGCAUAUCGGUUGUAUACCGUCGUACCUCGGCUCCUUGAGCUCAUUGAUAAUACUACAAAUUGGUAUAUCAGGUUUAACCGAAAACGCCUCAAGGGAGAUUUAGGACUCGAAGAUACUCAGCAUGCCCUUAAUACACUUUUUGAAGUCCUAUUCACACUUGUGAAAGGUCUCGCACCUUUCACACCUUUUAUAACCGACAAUAUAUAUCAGCGCUUACUGCCACACAUUCCACAGCAUUUGAAAGGCGUAGACCCGCGCAGUGUGCAUUUUCUAGAGUUUCCCACAGUAAGAAAGGAGUUGUUUGAUCCUCAAAUUGAGCGACGUGUUAGCCGCAUGCAACGUGUCAUAGAACUGAGCAGGGUCUCUAGAGAAAGACGGACAGUUGGGCUCAAAAUUCCCCUAAAAACCCUGAUCGUUAUUCAUCAUGAUUUGACUUACUUACAGGACAUUCAAUCAUUGGAAAGUUAUAUUAAGGAAGAACUUAAUAUUAGAGAUUUAGUUCUAUCAUCCGAUGAGCAAAAUUACAGCGUACAAUAUAGUGUAACAGCAGAUUGGCCUAUUCUUGGGAAAAAACUGAAAAAGGAUGUACAAAAGGUUAAGAAAGCUUUGCCAGACUUAUCUAGCGAGGAAGUGCAUCAAUUUGUCUUGCAGAAAUCAAUUGUUGUUGGCGGUAUUAAGCUAGAAGAAGGUGAUUUGGUUGUUAAAAGGGGUCUUAAAGAUGAUGAAUCAUCCAAAAACCUCGAGACAAAUACAGAUGAUGAUGUGCUCAUCAUUCUAGAUGCUGAGCUUUACCCUGAAUUGGCAGACGAGGGCUUGGCAAGAGAGGUAAUAAAUCGCGUCCAGCGGCUCCGCAAAAAAGCUGGACUCCAGCCUACAGACGAUAUAAAGAUGGAGUACAAAAUUCUACAGGAUCCAGAUCAGCUUGGUUUAGCAAGAACAUUCACAGAGCAAUCAAAGUUGAUUGAGAAGGCUUUGCGACGACCGGUAACUCAGUAUGAUGCUUCAAAAGAAAUAGACGAUCUCAUAAUUCUGGAAGAGGAACAGGACAUUCAAAAUGCUAGGUUUAUGUUGAGAUUUCUCCAGAUAUGA